AUGGAGAGGCCGGCGGCGCGGGAGCUGCAGGGCGCCGACGCGCUGCGCCGCUUCCAGGGGCUGCUGCUGGACCGCCGCGGCCGGCUGCACGGCCAGGUGCUGCGCCUGCGCGAGGUGGCCCGGCGCCUCGAGCGCCUCCGCCGGCGCUCCCUGGCGGCCAACGUGGCGGGCAGCUCGCUGAGCGCCGCGGGCGCCGUGGCCGCCAUCGUGGGGCUCUCGCUCAGCCCGCUCACCCUGGGGGUCUCGCUGGUGGCGUCGGCCGUGGGGCUGGGGGUGGCCACCGCCGGAGGGGCCGUCACCAUCACGUCCGACCUCUCCCUGAUCUUCUGCAAUUCCCGGGAGUUGCGCCGGGUGCAGGAGAUCGCCGCCGCCUGCCAGGACCAGAUGCGCGAGAUCCUGAGCUGCCUGGAGUUCUUCUGCCGCUGCCAGGGCCGCGGGGACCGCCAGCUGCUGCAGUGCGGGCAGAACGCCUCCAUCGCCCUCUACAACUCUGUCUACUUCAUCGUCUUCUUCGGCUCACGUGGCUUCCUCAUCCCCAGGCGGGCCGAGGGGGCCACCAAGGUUAGCCAGGCCGUGCUGAAGGCCAAGAUUCAGAAACUGGCCGAGAGCCUGGAGUCCUGCACCGGGGCCCUGGACGAACUCAGCCAGCAGCUGGAGUCCAGAGUCCAGCUCUGCACGAAGGGCGGCCGUGGCCACGACCUCAAGAUCUCUGCGGACCAGCCCGCGGGGCUGUUUUUCUGAGAACAUCCUUUCCCCCUUGUGACCGAGGCCAGAAACCAUCCCCAUGGGAUGCUCCAGAUUUGUAGCUCCCUCAGGAAAACACCAAGUUGGAUUAGGAGCUGAAUUGAAUGCAAAGGAUGAGAAAAACUGUUCUUGAAAUUGGGGGAAGGAGGGAGUCACAGACCUUCUUUCCCUAACACUAGGACAUCCUGCCUGGGGCUGAAUGCUAGGGACUUUUUACUUGCCAUAUCCUGUGGGACAUGUGACCCGAAAAUUAUUUUUCCUUUAUCAAAACGAUUCAGUCUCCGCAACGGUGGGCGCUACUCUAUUAAAGUUGUUUCAGGGUCCCUGCCACAGUGCAGGUGGUUUGAGCAGGUUGGGGAGGGUGCCAUGCAGCCACCCUCUGGGUCCUCUCCAAGCCCCAGUAGGCUUUGAGGUCCUCAGAAUGCCUGUGAGAGGAGACACUAGCUUUGAAACCUCUCUUUCAGAGUUUCUGAGUGUAAAAGAACUCCAGAAUCCAGAGCAAAUCACACCCCCUCUGAACGGGCAGGGCUCAUGACCCAAGAGGGUCCUCUCCCACUGAUGUGCCCUUCCUUCCCCUCUACUUGUACACAUUCACAAAUCCAGCCUGGGGCAGAGUGCAUCUUCCUGGGUGGGGGAGGGAAUCAUAUCCAGACCUCCAGAUACUCUGGGAGAAAAACCAACUAAACGGUCCUCUAAUUCCUGCCCCCUUGCAACAAGAAGCAGAGGCCGAGGAAGAUGAAGUGUCUAACAGCUUCAUUUACUGACAUUCUGGUGUACAGAAGAGAGCAGUGGCUUGGAGUGAGACAGUGCUGGGUUUGUUACUGGCUCUGUUGCUGCUGUGUGACCUUGGUCAGUUCAUUUCUCCGAGACUUGGCUUCCUGGUCUGUAGAACAGAUGCUAAACCCUCACCCUGUUGCGAGGUAUUAAGUGAGAUUAAGGUGCCAAGGGCAGUGUCUGGCUCACGAAGUGCAGGCCCCUGGACUGGCAACGUUAGAAUCACCUGGGAACUUGUUAGAAAGGCAAAUUCUUGGACCCAACUGUCAACUUAAGGGAUCCUAAACCGGAGGUGGGGCCCAUCAACCUGUGUGUAAGCAAGCCCAUGGGGCGGGGGGUGGGGGGAGUGAUUCUGAUACCUAUUAAGGUUUGAAAAUCACCGCAGCAGAUACUGGUAUCCGACCCCCUUGUGGACAUUCAUGAAGUUUUAUGGCCUCUCUAGGGGCUCCGUGGUCUUCAGAGUCAUUCACAGAAGGUCAAGGACAGACAGUGUCCCAAAAGCAAAAGAAAGAAUGUGUUUGUGCGUGAGAUACGUCAGUGCAUCCUGGGGCAAUUUCCCACCAUGUGAAGUAAGGGAUAUAACAUAAUAACCCCUUUAGAGGGCAGUGUUGCCCAAUCAUUGUAGAAACUGGUACCCGAAGGACUGUGAACUUAAUGCAAAUUGACCUUUGUUACCUUCUGUGAAAACCGCAAGACCAUGUAUUGUGUUUUUAAUUUAUUUUAAGUUUGUUAUUUAAUUACCGUUUAUUAUUUGCAUUUAAUUUUAUUUAAUCAUCACACCACAUUUAGGAAGUAAUAGGAAUAGCAGACUUCUGAAUGGGAGACUAUGGACGCUCUUUUAAGGAGAUGAGGUUGAGUUUGCCUUCGUCAGGUGGCUCAUGAGCUGGGAAAAGCAUCGCUCUCCUUGAAUAAGUCUCUCUCCGUCAGAGGGGACUUUCAUUCCCCAGCAAAGGUGGGAAGUUCUGAACAGAGAGAUGGGGCCAAAUUUAAGCUUAUCAGUGGAGGUUUGACUUGCGGCUCUAGAAAUGAUGCAAGCAUAUUUAUCCUGAAGGCAGUUGGCCAGCAAAUAACACUUGAUCUGAAAAGUGAACCUGUUUUAUUCAGGGGAGAACCCCAAUUUAGAGGCACGUGAAGGAAACACUCAGACCAUGGGAAGUCUGAUGUCCUGUGAAGUUAUGUCUUAGGGAUGACAGACAAAAUAGCUUGUGUCAUGGUGGCGAUGUGUCAUAUUUUCACCUUGAGAUCUGUAAGGAAUCUGUAAGCUGUCUCUAAGAAAAUACGUAUAACUUUUUCAAUUUCCAUUCCUACAACUGUAAUGCUAAAAAAUAUGUCGAAAAGUCUUUGGGACCACACAUGCAAUACUUGGCUGUGUUAUUUAAUUAUUUAACAUGCUUUAAAUUUAUCCAGUCUACCCCCAUCUUUCCCAAAUGAUAGCCGAGUGUCUGAGGAACUGUACUUUCAGUGCUGGGGGAAGGGGUUAGUGGUUGUAUAUUUUUAUUUUUACCACAAAUUGCAAUUGCUCUGUAUCCUGGUUUCUUUUGAAGUUGGUACUGGUUUCUUUUUAAACUGGUGUCGUUUCUUAGGCUACCUUGCACAGAUAGCUAGCAUUGUAGAUCACCAGAAUGUGCUUUGCAUUGUUGUUUGUGUUAUAUCACACAGGUACAACCACUCCCUAACUCCAGCUUUUGUUAAAGCUUAAGUUUGAGUUAUAGUCUUCCAGUGGGUAGGUUGUUCCUUCCCUAAAAAUAAACUGGGCAUUUCAGGAAGCAGCAAUAGCAAACUUUUCCUAUCAUUAGGGUACUUCCUAUCACUAGGGGAUAUCAAAGUCAUAAACUCCCAGUUAUCAUUUCAGUGGCCCUCUUUACACCUAAGGAAGAGUGUCUACUUUGCAACAACACUCCGCACAUAAUAGGAGCACAAUAAAUGCAUUUGAAUAAUUUAAUGAACUGUUUAGCUACAUUAAUAGGAAUUUGUCGAUAAUGAAAGCUUAUCCACCCUCUUAUGUGUCUGUUAUAAAGAUUGGAGCCUCUACCAGGAUUUAGUCAAUUUCAGUUAAAUGGAUCCUAGAGAUAAAUUUUUAUUUAUUUCUUUUGUGGGAAUGUGAAUAAGGCUUUUCCUUAAGGCCUUCAUUCUAUAAACAAACAGAUUGAAAUGGUAUGUUGUAAAAGGAAGAAGGGAGAGGAGUAUUUGGAUUAUAAGUGUAUUUCAGGAAAAUGUCCGAGUUUGAAAAAUAAAAAUUUGGUACUCGGGUCUAAGUGUGACUGUUAGUUUCUUGGGUUUCUAAUUGUUCGGAUUGUUUUUUUUCCCCCACAAAAAAAGGAGGUUUAUUUAGCUCUGCAUUUCAAGGAUUCAGUAAAACUAUGUUUUACUCUCUAAAAAAAAUGGUCCUUAGCAAAUAUUCUGAUCUUAAUCACUUUGAUGCAUUUGCCCUCAGUCACCUGUCAUUUCCAAGAUGGCAAAUGUCAAAGUCGAAAGUAUUUACUGAGAGAAAAAAGAGAAGAGUGCUGUAGAAGCCACCCUAUAUCAGAUAAGUUAAAGUCAGUCAACUUGAUAUAUUUCUCAUUCAAUACCUUAGUGUGAAAAGAAAGUAGAGGGAAGUGAGACAUUGAGAUAAAAACAUUGCGCACAGAUAAAUGGGGAUACAGUUCAAUGCAGCGAUUUCUGAAUUCCACAUUUUUUCCCACUGUAGCAAAAUAAGUUCUUUCCUUUCAUUGAAAUAAAUUACCCAUUCCUCAGACUUCUUGACCUUUCUGUAACUAAUUACCUAAUCUCAUGUCUGCCUGUGUAUGAAUUAAUAACUUUGAAAAGGGGCAGAUGUGUAAUUAUUUUCACUUAGAAUAUUCCAUAUCAAGCUGUAUAAUUUUUAAAAAGUAAUCAACUCGUAUUACAGGAAUUUUCUUAUUAUCUAGAAGUCUCAGCAAGUUUCAAAGCCUUUGGACACAAUUACAAUCUGGGAAGUAAUUGAAAAGAAACCUAGAAUCAGCCAAAUCAGCCUUCACAAAAGCCAAGCACUAGAAAAAGGCAGAAAGGAAGGGUGAGGGGCAGGAUCUCUAUGAGGAAGGCAAAACUGUCCCAGAAAUUUCCAGGAGAUUUUACCUUGCAAAUAGCUGAUCUUGACCAUGGGAGGCCUGUUUUAGCUACAAAUUUGCUGCUCCAAAUAUACCUAGGAUUCUUUUGCAAAGAAGAAAAGGAGGCUGGACAUCGAGUGAGAGGUCCAGCAAUCUAAGCAAAGAGUCUGUAAUGGUUGCUGCAAUCUUUUGAGAACUUCUGUCCUGGAGGUGAUCUCUGAGUGCCAGCCUCUGAGUCUCCACCUUGGAAACACCCCUGGGGCUGAAUGUUGCGUUAUUAAUGACUGUGCAACCAAAAAA
Messenger RNA from Panthera uncia (snow leopard), 4886 nucleotides. It is a transcript of the gene APOLD1, whose product is annotated as apolipoprotein L domain containing 1. Gene Ontology annotation, cellular component: extracellular region; membrane. Gene Ontology annotation, molecular function: lipid binding. The record is from RefSeq and is a predicted model, not a curated record. The transcript has a single exon. NCBI's taxonomy places the organism in Eukaryota, Metazoa, Chordata, Mammalia, Carnivora, Felidae. Bases 1 to 741 code for a protein of 246 amino acids. Gene Ontology annotation, biological process: lipid transport; lipoprotein metabolic process.